This is a messenger RNA of Dentiscutata heterogama, 182 nucleotides long. NCBI's taxonomy places the organism in Eukaryota, Fungi, Glomeromycota, Glomeromycetes, Diversisporales, Gigasporaceae. The record is from the annotation of a GenBank genome assembly.
CCAUUUACAACCUGAAAGCAGAAGUUGUUCAUAAUCUGAACGAGUUACGACUUUUAGACGAACAGUGUGAAAAGUUACGUGCGAUUUGCAACGAAUGUCAGGACAAAUACUUCGCCUGUGUGGAUUCUGAUCACAUAGAUGAAAACGACAGAGGUCCUAGUUAUUGGAAAAAUAUGGCAGAG